This is a messenger RNA of Leguminivora glycinivorella, 895 nucleotides long. RefSeq names its product biogenesis of lysosome-related organelles complex 1 subunit 2 (gene Blos2). Gene Ontology annotation, cellular component: gamma-tubulin complex; BLOC-1 complex; BORC complex. The transcript has 4 exons. The record is from RefSeq and is a predicted model, not a curated record. Gene Ontology annotation, biological process: lysosome localization; endosomal transport. NCBI's taxonomy places the organism in Eukaryota, Metazoa, Arthropoda, Insecta, Lepidoptera, Tortricidae. Gene Ontology annotation, molecular function: gamma-tubulin binding. The coding region runs from base 126 to 557 and encodes 143 amino acids.
UCAUUCACAUUUCAUGUCAACAAAUUCAUGGCUUUGAUUUUGUAAAAGUGUGAUUCAGGAUUGUAUUGUGCUGUGAUAAUAACUAAAAAAACCGUAAAGUACGUAAGUCUGUGUAGUAACACAGAAUGUCUGACGAGGACAUCGAGAAGUGGAUGAAAGACGGGCGCAACAAAGACUUACAGGUGUCAACCAGCUGCUCGAGCUUCGAGGUGCUGGACCCGCACGAUCCGGUGAUCAGCCGGCUCGCCACGCAGCUCUUCAAGCGAACCAAUGACUACCUGCAGGGAGAAAUGUCUGCGGGCCAGGACCACUACCACCUGCUGGAGCAGAUCAACCGGCUGACGAUCACCAAGUACGCGGACCUCAAGAGCCUGGCGGUCAACCUCAGCAAGACGCUCAACGAAUACAACGAUAUGUAUAACACCCAAAUCAGGCCGCUCCUCCAGCAAAUCGACGCCAUCGACGCUCAAGUCUCGAAAUUCGAAGCCAGCGCGUACCGUCUCGACGCCUACACCAAGCAGCUCAAACAACGCUUCAAGGAGCUCGAGGAGAAGUAGCCAGCACCGCGGACCACUGAUGAACAGUCGCCAGCGCCGAACGAUGCACAUCAGUAUGGCCGCCUCCCGCUCUCGGUUACCUCACUGUUGGGCAUUUUCGCGAGAACAAUCACCAAAAAUAUGUUUUCUAAUGUAGGUCAAUUUUAUGUUUUUCCUACUCACCUUUGAUCAGACUCUUAAGAAAUGUUCACUAUGUUUAGAGUUUUAAAAGUUUUAUGUAUAUAUCGGUCGAAAUUAUUGUAUAAUAAUUUAAUAAUUUUAAUUUUAAUAUACCAUAUAAUAACUAUGUACCUAAAUCAAUUGUGACGUGUAAUAUGUAACAAUAUUAUAAAUAAAUG